AAGGCCGUCGCUGCCGCCGCCGCCGCUGCCAGACGUCAACAAACCGUAUUGACUGGCUGUGGGUGGGUGGCUGGGUGAGGCUGUUUUGCGGUGCUCUGCUGCAUAUGUAAGGCCCGCCCCUACUCGUACUGGUGUGUUAUUUGCUAGCCCGAAGGAAUGAUGCCACCUUCACCAAGCAAAUCCAAAAACAUACACAAGUCGUCUGGAAAAUUGUUUCGGCAUAAGGAAAAAGAGCGCUCAGGGAGUGGCGGCAGCAGUGGAAGUGGAAAUAAUGGCAACAGCACAAGUAGUAACAGUAGUAGCAGCAGCAGCAGCAACACCAGCAGUGGCAGCAAGAGAGAUGACCCUCUUGACCUGAAGGACUGCCCGCUCUCCCUUCCUGUCGUGGGUUCUUUAGACCACACCCGAUCUCUUCCCCGAUACACCUCGUUGGUGAAUGCUGAGGGUGUGUCCAUGGAAGAGCUGGAUGGUCUUCAGCUGGAGUUAGAACUGCUGCUGUCCUCAGUGCUGGUGCGGCAGAUGUCCCUCAACUCACAGCUCAGCCUCAUACACCAGUUGGAGAAAGGGAAAGUAAUAUCAAAGCCACCUGUGUCUCCUGGAAAGAAGGUGAAGAGGGAGGACUGUGACAGACCCUCAAAGAAAAUGAAAGAGUCCAAUGGCAAACCGAGGGAUGUUGUCACCACCCCUGGACCUCCUCCUGGGGUCAAGCCAUCAAAGGUCAAAUGUUCGGUUCAGAAGUACGAGCCAGUAUUUGAUGUCCCAGACCUGGGUCCCCCUGAGCAGCCCAAACCUCCUCCUCCUAAGAACGACAUCACCAACAGAUUCUGGGCCUACGUGGAGCAGUACUGCCAAGAGAUCACUGUUGAUGACAUAAAGAUGCUGGAGGACCUGAUAAAUGCUCCCAAUGAUGACAGUGACUACUACAAGACACCUCCGUUGGGCCGCCACUACACCCUACGCUGGGCCCAGGAGGAUCUGCAGGAUGAACAAAAGGAAGGCAUGAAACUUGCUGAUGGAAAGAAAAAGGGAAUCAAAGGAGAGUCAGGAAACUCAGACCUUUCUGACAAACUGCUGAAGGAAGUGGAUAUGAAUGGGUGCAGUGACGAUGUGGCUCCCUUGGGUCCCCUCACACAGCGACUCAUUGCCGGCCUGGUGGAGGAAAAUGUUUUAGUGUCUGAUAUUGAAAACAAAGGUGUGGAUGGCUUGGGUCACACUCGGCCUGGCUUAAUAAAGUCUCUAGGCCUGGGCAGUGCAUCCAGUCUAGAAAAGAGGAUAAAGAAAGAAUUACAAGAACAGGGAGUUAUGGAGACGGACUAUGGCAAUGAGGAUGAUGAUGAUGAGAUCCUCAUGGAGUUGAAGCGGUGCCAGACAGAGCUCCGGGCUGUGUCCAAUCACAAUGUUUCCCAGCUGACCCGCCUCCUCAACCUGGCUCGAGACUCCCUGGUGCGCCAUGACCUGAAGAAGCGCCUCCGGGACGCAGAUCAGAAGGUGCUGGAAGCUUACCGGACCAUUGCAGCAGCCCGACAGAAGAAGAAAACCCCCUCCAAGAAGGACAAGGAUAUUGCAUGGAAGGCAAUCAAAGACCGUGAAGCUAUAGUCAGACAGUUAGAUUUAGCAUCAAAUAAUAAUUGUUAGGAAUUAUUAUGUUUCCUGAGUAUCUGUGAAAUAAUAUGAAGGCAGAUUCUUGUACCAUGCUUCCAGAUAUACCUUUUGACUCCUCUGUUAUUGUGAUGCACAAGGUAUGUUUCAUUUUAUCUAAAGUCCUCUGGUCUUAAGUGUGCAAUGAAAUGUACUGGCAAAUAGAAGACACACCAGAAAAAUAAUUUGAAAGGUAGAAAUAUUUUCAUAAGUUAUAAAUGAAAUUGUUAUUGUGCAGAAAUAAUGUAUAUUUAUUGUAUAUCAGUUAUUUUUUUUAUCUUGAAAAGAAGUGGAAAUUUCAGUGAAAUUUACUGCCAGAUAGAAGACACAACAAAAGAGCAUUUUAAAAAGGGUAAAUGUGAUCAUCAGUUCUCUAAAAUUGUUAUUGUGCAGAAAUAGUUUCACAUCAGCAGUAUUCUGAUUUCUUCAUAAGCCUGUGAGAUAAAGGAGGUGCUAGCUUAGAAAAUACUCGAUACACAAUACAGUAAGAACAAAGUAAAACCUAUAAGUUUUACUGAUAUUAGGAAGAAUUAUUUUCAUCUAUACCAAUAAAAAUAAUUAGUCCA
This is a messenger RNA of Eriocheir sinensis (Chinese mitten crab), 2204 nucleotides long. It is a transcript of the gene Ada3, whose product is annotated as transcriptional adapter 3-B-like. The record is from RefSeq and is a predicted model, not a curated record. The transcript is spliced from 11 exons. Gene Ontology annotation, biological process: regulation of transcription by RNA polymerase II. Gene Ontology annotation, molecular function: transcription coactivator activity. NCBI's taxonomy places the organism in Eukaryota, Metazoa, Arthropoda, Malacostraca, Decapoda, Varunidae. Bases 157 to 1635 code for a protein of 492 amino acids. Gene Ontology annotation, cellular component: SAGA complex.